AUGGCUGCGGGCUCCGCUCCCCGGGAGAGCAGCUGCGGGAGGUCACGCGCCUCCGCGGUGCCGGAUGAGCAGGAGAGAGACAGCCUCAGCCGCCUGGAGGCGGCCGACAACGAGGUGGAGGAGCUGGGUGCCGGCAUCGCCGCCCUCACGGCCCUCAAGAGCCUGGACGUGGCCAACAACCAGCUGAAGGAGCUGCCCGCCGCGCUGGCCGACUGCCCCCGGCUGAAGGAAGCCAACUUCAAGGGCAACCAGCUGAAGGACAAGCGGUUGGAGAAGAUGGUCAACGGCUGCCAGACGAAGGCCAUCCUGGAGUACCUGCGGGCUGGCGGCCGCGGGAAGGGGAAGGGCGAGAGCUCCAGGGAGGAGGCCAGGAAGAAGAAGAGAGAGAAGCAGCAGAAGAAGGACGAUGGGGAGCAGGACGAGGUGGAGGAGGCGAGCAAGCUGCUGGUGAAGAUUCUGCAUGUCUCCGAAAACCCGGCGCCUUUGGUGGUGAAAGUGAGCCCGGGCGUCAGAGACGUCCGAGCCUUCAUUGUGUGCUGCGUGCUGAAGGGAGUCAACCUCAAGCCGGGAAGUGCUCUGAAGAGGUUCCUGUCCGCGCAGACUAAACUGCAUGAAGACAUCUGUGAAAAGCGGACAGCAGCCACAAUUGCCACCCACGACUUGCAGCUGGUCAGGGGCCCUCUGACAUACAGUGUUCAGCCUCCUGACGAGCUGAAGAUAAUGCCCCUGGGUCGAAAGGAGAUCAAGGCAAAGGAUCUUCUCCGUCAGCUGCAGUCAGAGGCUGAGGAGCAGAGGAAGCAGAAGAAGCGUCAGAACGUUUCUGGAUUGCACAAGUACCUGCAGUUAUUGGAUGGCAAAGAUAACUACCCCUGUCUCGUGGAUGCCGAAGGCGUGGUGAUUUCUUUCCCUCCGAUAACCAAUAGUGAGAAGACAAAGAUUAGAAAAGAAACCCGUGAUCUGUUUCUGGAAGUGACAAGUGAUACCAGUUUACAGAUAUGCAAAGAUGUCAUGGACGCACUGAUCCUGAAAAUUGCAGAACUGAACAGAUUUACCUUGGAAAAUAAGGAAGACUCGGGCUCGGAUGAUGAAUCUGAUGCUCUUUGUGGACGAGUGAAUCUGAACCCCAGCCAGAACGUGCAGGCGAUGAAUCUUCCCUUGGUAGUGGAGCAGGUUCGGGUGGUGGACACAGAUGGAAACUUGAAAGUACUUUAUCCCUCAAAAACUGACCUGGCCACAGUGUCCUCUCUUCUGACUGUAAUACGCUAGCAGCUAUCAAAGCUAAGACAGUGGUUCCUUUUUUUUUUUUUUCCCCCUCCAUAUUCAACAACGCAACUUGUACGCAGCGAGGCGGUUUGUGGGUUUUUUAAAAGAAAAGAUGCGGUGCCUCCUGCCUGGGUCUGUAAAAUCUUUCAGGUUUGAUCGAGCUACGGCAAGGAUUAUCGUAUUCUUUCAGCCUUAAUAGAAAGUCAUCGGUGUUCUGACAGAGAACAGCAUCUUCAAAAGCCGACUGAGGGGCAGAGGUGGUGCUGGAAGUCAGAAGGCGUUAGCUUGUAGGGAAAAUCGUUGUGCCAUUGUAGCGUUUAUAAAAUGAGCGCAGUUGUCUUUUUUCCUGCGAGGUCACUGGUUCUUCCUGGCGUGUUUCAGCUGGAUGAUUAUUUUGGCAGCUAAACUGGGAAAUCCAGCAGGUGACAGCACUGAACCGCAGUCCCAGCUGUGUGCCAGUCCUGAGGACAGAACGCAAAGCCGCUGCGCUGACGUCUCCUCCUGCCCAAUUUUAUUUUUAUAUCUGGAGUGAUUGUGACAAUUCAGAGGCUGUCAGAACUUGAGGAGCGGGUUAUAAAGUGAUGGUUUCUCUGUUCAGGCAUUAACACAGCUUCCAUUUUUAAAGCAGUUGAAUUGAGUGCAGGGGUUUGCGUGUCCCAGUGCGUUUCGGAGCCGUCGCUCGUCCUCGUGGGAGCACCAGCUGUGGUGCCCUUGUUGUGCCCCCGCUGAUCGGUGCUGAUGGAGGACGGGGGGUUGUUCCUGCUCCCGAAGUUCCGCUCCGUGCAGAGGGCUGACGCUGCCUUCCAUCGACACCGCUGAAGCUCCCCGACUCCCCGAACACGAGGAUCUCGCCCAGAGUGACCCUCCUGGAGCUUUCUGUCACGCUCCCACGUGAAGAGCGUUGGGGACACCUUCCAAAAUACAGGUAGUCUGAGUGGUUCUAGCUGUUGCAGUCCGGGUGACUUUCACAUCCGGGCUCCUACCUGUGUGAAUGCGAACCUCUCCGUAAGCUGGGGUGACCUACAGACUGACUUUUUUUCCUGUUAAAAAAUACAGAGCUCUAACUGCACUUCUAGCUACCGUGUCAAAUACGUGUUGGGACUUGGGUGUUGAAUGGAAAAAUAAAAAGAGUUCUUGCGGUCA
Molecule: messenger RNA, 2406 nt
Organism: Athene cunicularia (burrowing owl)
Lineage: Eukaryota; Metazoa; Chordata; Aves; Strigiformes; Strigidae
Gene: LRRC47
Product: leucine rich repeat containing 47
Exons: 8
Coding region: 1-1266 (421 amino acids)
Biological process (GO): phenylalanyl-tRNA aminoacylation
Molecular function (GO): RNA binding; phenylalanine-tRNA ligase activity
Source: RefSeq, a predicted model, not a curated record